Rhodotorula graminis WP1 is the source of this 3438-nucleotide messenger RNA. RefSeq lists its product as uncharacterized. The record is from RefSeq and is a predicted model, not a curated record. The transcript has 13 exons. Gene Ontology annotation, cellular component: chromatin; nucleus. The annotation marks the transcript as partial. Gene Ontology annotation, biological process: mitotic sister chromatid cohesion; DNA repair. NCBI's taxonomy places the organism in Eukaryota, Fungi, Basidiomycota, Microbotryomycetes, Sporidiobolales, Sporidiobolaceae.
UCGACGACCAUGCCAGCCCAGCAGCGGCUCGACUUUACCCAGCCCCUCAAGGGUGCGGGCAGCACCUCGGAGCUCACAAAGCGCCUCAAGCACGCCCACACCCAGCUGCGCGACUUUGACCAGGACCUCGUCGACACCUCGUCCCUCGACGACCUCGCUGCCCAGCUCCGCCAGCCCAACCUCCUGCUCCACAAGGACAAGGGCGUAAAGGCCUACGCCGCCGCGUGUCUCGUCGACGUCCUCCGCCUGUACGCCCCCGAGGCCCCGUACACACCCGCCCAGCUCAAGGACAUCUUCGACUUCCUCAUCCGCCAGUUCCGCUACGUCGGCAACCCGACCGACCCGCACCAGGCCGAGUACUUCUUCGUCGUCGACUCGCUCGCGUCCGUAAAGUCGAUCGUGCUCGUGUGCGACCUCGACGCCGCCGACGACCUCAUCGAGCGCGUCUUCCGCGAGGCGUUCGACACCAUCUCGACCUCGUCGCCCAAGAACGUCGAGCUCGCCCUGUGCGACAUCCUCCUCGCCCUCCUCGAAGAGGUGCCCAACGUCCCGACCCCGGUCACCGACAUCCUCACGGCCCAGUUCCUCCCGCGUGCCAUCAAGCAGCGCCCUGCCGCACACCGCCUCGCGACCGAGGUCUGCCGCGGCGCGACCGACAAGCUCCAGCGGCACGUCAGCCAGUACUUUGGCGAGACGAUCGUGGCCGGCGGCGGCGACAAGGACGACGACCUCCCGACCGCGCUCGUCGAGGCGCACGACCUCAUCCGGUCCCUGAACCGCCACGUGCCCGCCCUCCUCCUCAACGUCGUCCCGCAGCUCGCCGAGGAGCUCACGACGGCCUCGCCGGCCUACCGCCGCCUCGCGACGGGCGCCCUCGGCGCCAUGUUUGGCGAGCCCGUCGGCCGCGGCGACCUCGCAAAGGCGUUCCCGACCGUGUGGAAGGAGUGGCUCCGCAGGAGCAAGGACGUCGACGCGACCGUGCGCGCGAGGAUGUGCGGCAGCUUGAGGCGGAUCUGGAGGGAGCACCCGGAACUCGCCAACGACCUCACGCAGGUCACGGUCGGCGCUCUCCUGAGCGACAGCGACGAGAAGGUGCGCAUCGCGGCGUGCUCGUCGUUCGACGACAUCGACUACGAGACGGCGUCGCACCACGUUCCGCGCCUCGUCCUCGAGGCCGUCAGCGCGAGGCUCCACGACAAAAAGGAGAAGGUCCGUGCGGUCGCGUGCCGGAUCUUGAGCCGGCUGUACGACCUGGCCUACCCCGAGAUCGAGAGUCGUGACGAGCAGGCGACCAAGCAGUUCGCGUGGAUCCCGGGUCGACUGCUCGACUCGCUCGUGUUCACCGACGCGAACGCCUCCACGACUCACCGCCACCUCAUCAACGCCGCCUUCCUGUCGUCGAUCGUCCCGCAGCCCAAGUCGGACAAGGACGCCGGCGAGCCCGACGCCGUCGCCUCGUGGGUCGACCGCCUGCUCGUCGUCGAGCGCUCGCUCGUCUCCGAGGAGCAGCGCUUUGCGUUCCUCAACCUGUCGAGGCUCGCCGACCGGCGCGGCGGGAGCGUGUGGGAGGGCUACGUCUCGGCGUGCGAGAGCUACAACUCGGGCAUCAUCGACGACAAGAGCCAGGCCGACGUCAUCAAGGGCUUCCUCAAGCGCACCAUCCGCACCAUUUCCAGCAACAUGCCCGACCCGACCAAGGCGUCCGACGACCUCAUGACGUUCGCGACGCAGAACGUCGCCCAGCUGUACCGCGAGCUGCGCGCCCUACUCGACCCGCAGACCGACCUGCGCGCCCACAUCAAGAACACGCGCGACCUCCUCAAGCGCGUCGAGAAGUUUCCGCACGGCGACAGCUGUCGCGCGACGUUCGAGGCCUUCAUCCGCCUCGCGAGCUACCCGCUCGUCAACCGCUCGAGCAUCCCGCAGCUCCUGCGGCGCCUGACGGGCACGACGGGCGACGACGCGCCCCAGUUUGCGGCGAGCGCGGCGCGCGUCCUCGAGCACGUGAGCAAGAGCCGCCCGGUCCUGUUCAAGUCGCACGUCGCCGAGCUCGUCAAGCUCCUCGCCGACCAGAGCCCGAGCGACGAGCCCGUCGAGGGUGGCACGGUCGCGUCGCUCGUCCUGCACGCGCUCGCGUGCCUCAAGCGCGCCGACGAGUCGGUCGUCGUCGAGGCCAAGCUCGCCAAGAAGGCCGUCGCGUUCGCGAGCGGGUCCAAGGACGAGCGCGAGGCCAAGCAUGCGGCGACGCUCGUCGCACUCGACAAGGGUCGGCCCGGCGCGCUCGAUGAUCUCGUCGAGACCCUGUCGGACUCGAUUCAGAACGCUCCCGCCUCGACGCUCGUCGCCCACCUCGCCGCCCUCGCCCGCAUCGCCCUGCACGGCCAGUCGUCCUUCGAGCGCCGCAGCGAGUCGCUCAUCGCCUCGUCGCUCGAGGUGCUCACGCGCGCCGGGAGCGCCGGCGAGGCGGUCGGCGGGCCGGACGGCGCGGCGGACCAGGACGAGGACGAGGCGGCGCCGACGUGGUCCGAGGAGUGCGACCCGCUCACGCGCGCUCGCGUGCUCGCCAUCAAGGUCGUCGUCAACCGCUGCCUCGCGUACGCCGCGACGGACGAGGCGCAGAAGGUCGGCAAGGAGGCGUUUACGAUGCUGUGGCCGAUGUUGACGCAGCACGGCAGCACGGACGGCACGACCUACAGCCCGGCCGUCGCCUCGCGCAUCCGCCUCGCCGUCGCCCUGUCGAUCCUCAAGCUCUUUGCCUCGCGCGACCCGUACUACAUGCGCGUCGUCCUCGCCAAGUUCGACCUGUUUACGCGCACGGCGCAAGACUCGACGUUCGAGCUGCGCGAGGCGUUCCUCAAGAAGCUCGUCGUGUACCUGCGCAAGGACCGCUUCCACCCCAAGGUCGUCGCUCGCCUCAACAUGGUCCUGUUCCUCGUCGCGCACGAGCCCGAGGACGAGCUCAAGGAGACGGUGCUCAAGUUUGUGAGGAGUCGCCGCCAACGUCUUCCCGACACCGUUCGCCAGGAGCUGUGGGAGUACCCGUUCCUGCGCCUUGCGCACAUCCUCGCCCACCACCCCGACUUUGAAGGCGUCGACACGAGCGACGCCGUCGUGCUCAAGUCGAUCGCCAAGUACCUCGAGGACUACUUCGACAUCUUCGUCACGAGCGAGAACCUGUCGUUCUUCUUCCAGCUGGCGCUCAAGAUCAAGACGGUGCGCGACAAGCAGUUGCCCGACCGGAGCGAGAACCUGUACAUCCUGUCCGAGCUCUCGCAGCACCUCCUCAAGCUCCUCGGCGCGCGCCACUCGUGGCCGAUCACGACCUACGCCGGCAAGGUCUCGCUCUACGCCGACCUGUUCACGACCUUCUCGACCCAGGACGAGGCCAACAAGGUCGUCAAGAACGAGUUCAUCGCGCCCGAGGUGCUCAAGGAGAUC